Messenger RNA from Triticum turgidum subsp. durum (durum wheat), 1173 nucleotides. Lineage: Eukaryota; Viridiplantae; Streptophyta; Magnoliopsida; Poales; Poaceae. The record is from the annotation of a GenBank genome assembly.
AUGUCGAAGUCUGUAAUAAUUUCUUUGGCAACAACAGGAACAAUCUUGUUCUCACUUUCAGUUAUUCUUCUUGUUCGGAUGCUUUACAAGAAGCUCAGACAAAGGCAGAAGGGAAUGGUGGAAUCUUCAACUAGCGAGGAGCAAUAUGAACGAAUCUCAUAUAAUGCAUUAUUUGGAGGAACUAAUGGAUCUUCAGAUGCAAACUUGCUUGGGAGAGGAAGUUAUGGUGUGGUUUAUAAGUGUGUUUUGGACUCGGAAGAAAGAACAUUGGCUGUCAAGGUGUUCAAUCUUGGUCCAUCUAGGUAUUCCAAGAGUUUUGAGGCUGAAUGUGAGGCCAUGAGAAGGAUACGACACCGUUGUCUCAUCAAGAUCAUUACUUCUUGUUCGAGUGUCAACCACCAAGGUCAGGAGUUCAAGGCAUUGGUUUUUGAGUUCAUGCCCAAUGGUAACUUGGAUGGUUGGCUUCAUCCAAAAUCUCAAGAGCCCACUGCAAACAACACGCUCAGCCUUGCCCAGAGGCUUGAUAUUGCUGUCGAUAUCAUGGAUGCGGUAGAAUAUCUGCACAACUACUGUCAACCAUUAGUAAUCCAUUGUGAUCUUAAGCCAAGCAACAUUCUUCUAACUGAAGACAUGAGCGCCCGAAUUGGAGACUUUGGCAUAUCAAGUAUUCUUCAAGAAAAUACAAGCAAGGGGAUGCAAACUUCAUAUGGCUCAACUGGAAUUAGAGGUUCCAUAGGCUAUGUUGCUCCAGAGUACGGAGAAGGCUCUGCGGUCUCAACAUAUGGUGAUAUUUAUAGCCUUGGCAUAUUGCUACUUGAGAUGUUUACGGGAAGGAGCCCAACAGGAGGCACGUUUAGAGAUUCACUAGAUCUACAUAAGUUUGUCGAGGAUGCUCUUCCAAAUAGGACCCUGGCGAUAGCUGACCCAACAAUGUGGCUGCACAACGGACAAGAGGAUAACACUACAAGUAUUAGAAUCCAAGAGUGCUUGAUUUCAGUCUUGAGGCUUGGCAUAUCCUGCUCGAAGCAACAACCUCGAGACCGAGCACUGGGGAGAGAUGCAGCGGCAGACAUGCACGCAAUCAGAGAUGAGUACCUUGUGUUUGCUGCUAAUCAUACAGGGGGGCAUGGAGCAAAAGAGGUGCCUCGGCUCGAGACAUUCGAUCUGGAAUGA